UCUCCAUCUGAUCAAUCUCGUCCGAAACGUGAACGAUGGUGUACGCGCUGCUAGAGCGUUAGUGUCAUCGCUAUCAUCAGCGGUUUAGUGUGUUGGUUUUUGUUGAAUUGGUGUCCUUUCGUUAUCUAACGUUAAUCUUCGUAUCGUAACCAGUUGUUAACCUCAUCAUGCCAUCGUUGCUGCUUUGCGUGUUAGCACUCGCCACAUCCGCUGUUGGCUUUGCAGGCGCUCAAGGAUUUAACGGUUCCCCUACACGACGAUCGAAUACCUGUAACGGCGAAUGUGUGCAAUACUAUCUGUGCAGUAACAAUCACAUCAUCAGCGAUGGAGCGGGCGUAAUUGAUAUACGCGUCGGAGAGGAUGCCGCGGAGGAUGCCGAGUGUCCCAACUACCUGCACAUCUGCUGCGAGAAGGACUUUGUGCUCGAUGUGCCACCACCGUCCCUUACCUCCGCCGCUCCACCACGAUCCGACGUUGGUGGAUUGGACGUACGCCGUCCAACGUGUGGUUUGCGCAACUACGAUGGUGUCGGAGUCCGCAUAACGGGUGACGCCGACGGUGAAUCGCAGUACGGUGAGUUCCCAUGGAUGGCGGCCAUACUGCUCGAGAAAUCCGCCACCGGUACGACGCUGAACGUGUACCAGUGCGGUGGCUCACUGAUCGCCCCGGAAGUGGUGUUAACCGCAGCGCACUGCGUGUUCAACAUGCAGAAGGAACAGCUGUUGGUUCGCGUCGGCGAAUGGGACACACAAACGCGGGACGAGUUGCUUCCCCAUCAGGAUGGCCAUAUCGCGGAAGUCAUCACGCACGAAGCCUUCAACAAGGGUUCGCUGGCGAACGAUGUGGCCCUGCUCAUCAUGACAGAACCUUUCAAGUUGGCCGAAAACGUACAGCCGAUCUGUCUGCCACCGAAGGGCACUACGUUCGAUCACAGCAAUUGUGUCGUUUCCGGCUGGGGCAAAACCGUGUUCGGCAAGGAGGGCAAGUACCAGGUGAUUCUCAAGAAGGUGGAGCUGCCGGUUGUUCCGCACGGCACCUGUCAACAGGCGCUUCGAUCCACGCGGCUAGGCAAGCGAUUCGCACUGCACCAAAGCUUCCUGUGUGCUGGAGGCGUUGCCGGACGGGAUACGUGUCGCGGGGACGGUGGCUCUCCGCUCGUCUGUCCCAUACCGGGCUCGGCGAGACACUACUACCAGGCCGGUAUUGUUGCGUGGGGUAUCGGGUGUGGCGAGAACGGUGUGCCCGGUGUGUACGGCAAUGUGGCCUUCUUCCGCGACUGGAUCGAUAAGAAGCUGCUGGAAACGAGCAUUCUUUCCAGGGACUAUGUAUAUACGCCAUAAGUUAACUAGCUUAAAAACUCACUUAUGAAUAAAACCCAAAACUGGUUCCUAUAAACUUCGAAUUCCGUAAGCGCAAGAAUUGUGAAUGCUUAUUCCGAUCGAUACAAACCAAACAAUAAAGCGACGAUAGGGAAACCCCUUUAUUAAUCACAUAA
Molecule: messenger RNA, 1495 nt
Organism: Anopheles stephensi (Asian malaria mosquito)
Lineage: Eukaryota; Metazoa; Arthropoda; Insecta; Diptera; Culicidae
Product: phenoloxidase-activating factor 2-like
Exons: 2
Coding region: 168-1340 (390 amino acids)
Biological process (GO): proteolysis
Molecular function (GO): serine-type endopeptidase activity
Source: RefSeq, a predicted model, not a curated record